AUGACACCUUCUACUCCGCCUAGGUCGAGACAGAGAAGGCACGAUUCCGGGUCGCUGGAAAUGCAUGGGUAUGGGGACUCUGUGAUGGGUACGCCGCAGCGGUCGCAGCUGCUGGCGCCUGUGACGCCAUCCACGGUGCAGAAGUUCAAGAGUGUGCCUGCCCUGCAGCCGCAGAAGACUACGUUUAACGGGCUGAAGUCGCCGGAGAGGUCGCCGUUCCCGCUGCAAGGUAGGCGUGGGUCUGUGAAGAGGACGUUUGGUGACGACGCGGGGGCCGGGUGUGACUCCGGGUGUGACUCUCUGCUGGGCGACGCGAGCGGGAAGUAUAAGAGCAUCACAAAGACGCUGUUUGCGGAGGAGACAGAGCCCCUGUUUCCGCCCGAGACGUCGACGUCACCUUCCCGGUCUUCGUCGCCUCUGCAACUGCCUAAGUUGCAAUUGAGCCACAUUCGCGAUGCAGAAAACGACGAACAGAUAAGGAAGAUGGCAAAGCAAGUGCCCGGUACUCCCAGUGACAAAGUGAUCACUUUCGAGAUGGCUCAGGAUUGGAAUAACGUCUCGAGCAAAGACGGCACGACGAACUCCGACACCGAGGAUGAUCUCCUGGUGACUAAGAAGCCAUUGAAGAACCCGUUCGCAUCGGAUGAUGUUAUAGAUGAAACAGAGCGCAGAAGAAGACAUAACCAACUGCUGAAAGAAAACCCUGAGCUGGAGUCUACGAUAUCGUACGUGAAUAAGAACGGCGAGGUGGUGAAGCAGAGGCACCUGUCUCUAGAGGACCAAAUCAGAUAUAAACCAAGAGCACUAUUCACUAAAGAAAUUGAAGAACUUAAGAGAGACAAGAAAUAG
Messenger RNA from Nakaseomyces glabratus, 849 nucleotides. It is a transcript of the gene SIC1, whose product is annotated as cyclin-dependent protein serine/threonine kinase inhibiting protein SIC1. The record is from RefSeq and is a predicted model, not a curated record. NCBI's taxonomy places the organism in Eukaryota, Fungi, Ascomycota, Saccharomycetes, Saccharomycetales, Saccharomycetaceae.